Molecule: messenger RNA, 795 nt
Organism: Mya arenaria
Lineage: Eukaryota; Metazoa; Mollusca; Bivalvia; Myida; Myidae
Product: putative nuclease HARBI1
Exons: 4
Coding region: 1-795 (264 amino acids)
Source: RefSeq, a predicted model, not a curated record
AUGGCAGAUAGGGGCAAUAUCGGCAAUAUCCUAGAUGAACAUACCAACAAGCAACUUGUUGAUAGGGAUCGCUUCAACAGGGCAGGCCUUAAUUACCUUGAAACUGUGUUUGGACCAGCACUGGUGCCAGCUACAAUGAGACAUAAGAGUUUGCCGGCUAUGGACAAACUCCUUAUUACUCUAAGAUUUCCAAAGGUGGUGGGUGUCAUAGAUGGUACCCACAUACGUAUUCAGGCCCCUUCGGAGGAUGAGCCGUCUUUUGUCAAUAGGAAGGGUUUCCAUUCUAUUAACGUACAAGUUGUGUUUGAUGGUUUUGACAGAAUAACAAAUGUGGGUGCCCGAUGGCCAGGGUCUGUAUAUGACAGCAGAAUUCUUCAGCAGAGUGGCCUUAGGAACCUAUUUAAUGAUGGUCACGUACCUAAUGGCCAAUACCAUCUUCUUGGGGACAGCGGAUAUGCUGGGCGAAGGUGGCUACUUACCCCAUACCUCAAUCCCCAGCCUGGUAGCCAAACAGCAUACAACAGAUCCAAUAAAAUUACCAGAGCCAAGGUGGAGAGAGGCAUAGGCCAACUUAAAAGACGAUUCGGUGUUCUCCAUGGUGAAAUUAGGGUGCAGCCAGAAAAAGCUUGCAGAAUUGUUCUGACCUGCGCGGUUUUGCACAAUAUCUGUAAAGCGCAGAACAUACCAAUGCCAGACGUCAUUGAUGACGGCGGCAAUGCUAACAACAUGGACAACAACAUUGCUCCUCAACAUGGUAUGCAGUACAGAGAUUACUUCGCCAACACCUACUUUUAA